CACCGGAAGCUGAAGUUGGACGGUGGGCUGUGCGGUUCCAUGUGGUCCAGCUGGGGAUGCAGCGCGGUGGCCGGGCUCCUGGGGGCGCUGGCAGCAUGCUCUGCCAAACUAGCGCUCGGAGCGGACUACCUGAGGGAGCUGUGUGUGGCGUACGCCGGGGAGCGGGCGGAGCUCUGUGAUUGGAUCCACCUCCUGCUUCGUCUUUGCUGUAUAGGACUUGUGUUCCUGUGCAACGCUGCUAUGUGGACAUUCUUUGCCAAAGCAUUAAGAUCCUCCUCCUCUUCAGCAGCUGCAACUGUAACCACAACUGCUUCAAAUUUUAUUUCAUCUGCAUUUCUGGGCAGCGUGCUGUUUGGAGAGUCCCGCGCUAUUCUCUGGUGGUUUGGAAUUUCAAUCACUCUCUGUGGACUGAUUUUACUGCACACGUUUUCACCACAAGCAGAAGAGCCCGCAAAAAAGAAAAGUUAGAAGAGGCCAUCGUUUGGAUGAUCAGUUUUAUCUGGGUGCUUUGUGUACUUGUGUGCUUCUACCUGGGGGUCUUGAGUCUCACGUCCUCUGUUUCCUGCACAAUUUAGGGGGGCAUAAAUGAGCAAUUACAGCAACACAAC
Nanorana parkeri is the source of this 608-nucleotide messenger RNA. It is a transcript of the gene TMEM42, whose product is annotated as transmembrane protein 42. The transcript is spliced from 3 exons. The record is from RefSeq and is a predicted model, not a curated record. The coding region runs from base 40 to 468 and encodes 142 amino acids. Lineage: Eukaryota; Metazoa; Chordata; Amphibia; Anura; Dicroglossidae. Gene Ontology annotation, cellular component: membrane.